Messenger RNA from Oryzias melastigma (Indian medaka), 4201 nucleotides. RefSeq names its product zinc finger, MIZ-type containing 2 (gene zmiz2). Gene Ontology annotation, biological process: regulation of transcription by RNA polymerase II; protein sumoylation. Lineage: Eukaryota; Metazoa; Chordata; Actinopteri; Beloniformes; Adrianichthyidae. The record is from RefSeq and is a predicted model, not a curated record. The coding region runs from base 314 to 2971 and encodes 885 amino acids. The transcript is spliced from 20 exons. Gene Ontology annotation, molecular function: SUMO ligase activity; zinc ion binding.
UCAACCGUCCGGGCGCGAACGGAACCAGCUAACUACCGGCGGCGCCAGCGGCCGUAACACAAACUUAACCCGCGAGUCCGGUAGCUUCCUCCGGUUAGCUGCUGGCGGCCGCCGGCGGCGGAGCGUGAGAGCCGCUCCGCACCUCCGUCCUCCGCCGCUGCCGCACACCGCGACGCAGCGCUGAAAGUUCCCGCCGCCGCGGCUGCUGCUCCGGCCCUCCGCGUCCGCGUCUCCGCCCGCUUCGCGCGGCAGCCUCACCCGGGCUGCAGCUCCAGGACAGCGGGGGCUCUCUCAUGGUCCCCCCGUUCAGCAGAUGAACCCCCUCAACUCCAUGAAACCCUCCCUGCCUCCCACUCCACAGAGCGCUGACGGAACCUUCAUAAAUGAGCCAGUCUCCUGGCAACCAGGCACCAAUCAGCACGCAGGAUCUCUGUCUGUAGUGACCACAGUGUGGGGCGUGACCAAUCCCACGCAGAGCCAGGUGUUCGGUGCACCCAUGGGCCCUGGCGAGAGCUCCGGCGGUCACAUGAUGCCCGGCGGCAGCCCCGGGAUGGGUGGCGCCAUGGGCUCCCAGUUCAUGGGGCAGCAGUCGUACGGAGACGCCGUGUCUAAAGGGUACGGCCAGCCGGUCAUGUAUGGACGCCCCGGCGCGGCGUACAACCCUGGGUCCGCGUACGGAGGAAGUUACUCCGGAAAUGGCGGAGGUGCCGGUCUGGGCGUGCGGCCAGCCUCGGAUUUCACCCAGGCUGCGGCCGCCGCUGUUGCCGCUGCCGCCGCUACGGCAACCGCCACCGCCACGGCGACUGUUGCAGCGAUCCAGGAAAAGCAAAACCAGGAACUGAGCUACGGCCAGAUGGGCGGGGCAUCCUCUUACAGCACCCAGUUCCUGUCUCAUUCGGGCCCCCGUGGCCCCCCAGGGAUGAACCCCGGCGGGAUGGUUCCCUCCAGACCCGGACAGCCGCCUCCCUCUGGGGGCCUGUAUCAGUCUCACCCCGCCCAGGCCCAGAGGAUGCCUCUGUACGGGGGCUACACGGGGGGGCAGCAGGGCCUGAAGCGCCCCUUCCACUCAGAGGGUUUUCCGGGGCAGCAGUACGGUUCCGGGGGGAUGUCCGGGUACCCCAGCCAGCCUCUGCAGUACCCCACCGGUCCACAGCAGCGAUGCGCCCCCUCACCCUCCUACCCCUCCAGCCGGAUGCCCCACAUGGGGCAGUACUCCUCUGGGUCGCACAACCCAGCGCAGUUCCCCCCCAGCGCCGGCCAGCCCAACCCUCCCCCCCAGUAUUAUAAGUCGGAGCCUUUCAACGGUCAGAGCGGCCUGCCGCCGGGAGGGACGGGGGGCUACAACGCCUUCACCCAGGCAGCGGUGAACGGGCCCGCUCGAGGCGGCGGCGUGAUGCCCGGGUACCCCACCUCGCCGAUGGGAGGGAACCCCACCCCUCCCAUGACGCCCGGAAGCUCCAUACCUCCCUACCUCUCUCCAGGCCAGGACACCAAACCGCCAUACCUCCCACCUGACACCAAACCCAACAUCAUCGCCCAGCCGCCCCCUACAGGUAACCCCAGCGACGACCUGCGCCUGACGUUCCCCGUCCGAGACGGCGUCGUGUUGGAGCCGUUCAGAUUGGAGCACAACCUGGCCGUCAGUAACCACGCCUUCCAGCUCCGAGACCCGGUCUACAAAACCCUGAUGAUGAGGCCGGACCUGGAGCUGCAGUUCAAGUGUUACCACCACGAGGACCGACAGAUGAACACCAACUGGCCUGCCUCGGUGCAGGUCAGUGUCAACGCCACGCCGCUGUCCAUCGAAAGAGGCGACAACAAAACCUCCCACAAGCCCUUGUACCUGAAGCAGGUGUGCCAGCCGGGCCGCAACACGGUGCAGAUCACAGUGACGGCCUGCUGCUGCUCCCACCUGUUCGUGCUGCAGCUGGUGCACCGGCCGUCCGUCAGGUCCGUCCUGCAGGGCCUGAUGAAGAAGAGGCUGCUGCCGGCCGAGCACUGCAUCACCAAGAUCAAGAGGAACUUCAGCAGCGGCACCAUUCCCGGGACGCCGGGCCUGAACGGGGAGGACGGCGUGGAGCAGACGGCCAUCAAAGUGUCCCUGAAGUGUCCGAUCACCUUCAGGCGAAUCCAGCUGCCGGCGCGGGGCCACGACUGCAGACACAUACAGUGUUUCGACCUGGAGUCGUACCUGCAGCUGAACUGCGAGAGGGGGACCUGGAGGUGUCCGGUGUGCAAUAAAACGGCGCUGCUGGAGGGGCUGGAGGUGGACCAGUACAUGCUGGGGAUUCUGGUCUACAUCCAGAACUCCGAGUACGAGGAGAUCACCAUCGACCCGGUGUGCGGCUGGAGGCCGGUUCCGGUCAAACCGGACCUGCACAUAAAGGAGGAACCCGACGGUCCGGUCCUGAAGCGCUGCCGCACCGUCAGUCCGAGUCACAUGGUUCUGCCCAACGUGAUGGAGAUGAUCGCGGCGCUCGGCCCGGCGGCGUCGCCGUACCACAGUCUGACAGCAGGGGGCAGAAACAGCCCCGACUACGGCCGGCCAGGGAGUCAGGGGUUUUCCAGUCAGUCCGGAUUCACAGACUUCCCUAACACUCCUGGAACUCCGACACUCGGGGAGUACGGCCCCUCCGGACCCCCCCCUCCGCUCCCGUACCAGCCCGACCAGACUCCUCACUCUGGACGGAUGGACGGCGUCCUCCCGCAGCACGCCGCUGGCGUCCACGGCAGCCAGAACCUCGGCGACACCGGGAGCCCGCUGCCCCAGAGGACCGCCAACACCCAGAAUCCCCGGCUGCAGGGGGAGGGCUCCUUCGGUCUGGGCGCUCCGGGAGGGGAAGGGGCGGAUCACGCUUUAGAUCUCCUCCCUGAACUCACCAACCCGGAUGAGCUGCUGUCCUACCUGGGCCCCCCCGACCUCCCCAACAACAGCAGCGACGACCUGCUGGCGCUCUUCGAGACCAACUGAAGCUGCCGCCGCUCUGUGUGUGCGUGAGUGACGGUGUUGUCGUGUGUCAUUCCUUCCUCUGAAGCCGGACUCCGCCCACGCCGCCUGCAGACGCUUGCAGUGGCUGGACGCUCCACUGCGGAGGUUCGACGAGGAGGAAGCGGAACUUCUCAAACCAUUUCUGCUGCGAGAGGCGGGGCUCCCCCUGCUGGACAGUCAUUGUACAGUCGAGUCCAGAACCGACCGUCUAGCACAAAAACACUAAACUCCAGUGAGAUUUUGAUAAAAAAAAAGAUGCACAGAAACAGCCGAACACGUCUUCAGCUUCAGAGGCCGACUCGCACUUUCAAGCUUCAGAACAAAAUUGACAAACACGGAAACAUGAAAAACUGUCACAUGAUGCCCCAGACUGUCACCAUAGCAACUCCACAAAUGGGAAAUAAAAGGAUCCAGUUUUUUACAUCCAGAUCUGAUGAUGAGAAGUUUAGUUUUCACGUUUUUAAACACUAGAUCCCACCAGUGGUUCCCAACCAGCCCAGAACAUGGACCGGUUUAAUGUUUAAUGUCCAGUUUCCUUUAACUUUUGAAGGUGAACUUUACGUUCAUCCUCUAAAAUAUCUGCUUCAAACUUGGUUGGUCAAAUGUGAUCUAGAUUUCCUCCUAACUGUCAAAGUUAAAAAAAUCAGACGCCAGCUUCAGCCUCAUCUGAAUUUUAUGGUGCGAUGGAUUAUUUUAAAAAAAGGUCUCUAAUACAGGUAUUUUCAAAAUAAAAUCACAAACGUUUGCCGUUUGAACGACUUUAUUAGCAACAUCCUCGUAACAUUGGACAGCUGGUUGCUGAAUGUUCUUCAUCAUUAUUAUGGUCUGUGGGAACAACGACAUGCGGAGUAAACACUUCUGGUUUUUGUCUGUUAAAUGCAGCUUUCUUUUAUUUUGAAGGCUCUUCCUCUUUCCUACCAAAAUAAACUCUCCAAAUAGUUUAGUUUUUGUUUACUUUGCUAUGUUUAUAUUUGGCGCUGUAAGAAAGGAGUGGAUGGAUUUUUAACAGAAGUGACUUGAUGUGCGUCAGAUGUGGUAGGGCGAAUUUUCAAAAUAAAACUUCCUGUCCUGGGGGUUGGGAACCACUGGUUCACAAAACCACACACCUGUUCCUUCAGUCUAGACGCAGCUCGUCAGAAAAGACAUCCUUUGUUCUGCAACAUUGGAUGACACACUGCAUUGUUGUUAAGGUGGUAUUUUUCUUUUUAUGAU